Messenger RNA from Ziziphus jujuba (common jujube), 1979 nucleotides. RefSeq lists its product as uncharacterized. Lineage: Eukaryota; Viridiplantae; Streptophyta; Magnoliopsida; Rosales; Rhamnaceae. The record is from RefSeq and is a predicted model, not a curated record. The transcript is spliced from 2 exons. Bases 507 to 1538 code for a protein of 343 amino acids.
UAAGAUUGAAUGCUGACUCUGUAACCGUUGAUGGACAGCCCACUCGCGGCAUUUCGCGUGUCUGUCAGUGUCGUCUUGUGCUACUGAAACAACCCAGAAACCAAACUCAACCAAAGCUCACUUCUCGAACUGGAUCUGCGAAUCUUGGAAUCCGGGUUUUCCAUUUCCACUCUUUUUCUUUCGCUCUGUUCGAUUUCCUUUCAGGUACGGCUCUCUUUUUUUAUUUUUUAUUUUUAUUUUUUCCUUCCCGUUUGGUUGCAGAGAAAACGCAGGAAAUUUAAACUUUUUUAUAAAACAAAAGUUUGCGUUAUUUUAUUUUAUUUUAUAUUUUUCCUUUUUUAUUUUAUUUUCUACGCAGUACACUAGGGUAGUCUCAGUUUACUUUGAUUUUUCUAUUCUCUGGUUCAAUCGGGACCUUCGUGAUUUUCGGUUUCUUCCUUUGCAUUGCAUUUGCUCAGCGGCCAAACAGAAGGGUAUCAUUCAACACCUCGAAUAACGAAAUUGUAAUGUGGAAGCGUGGAAACAAAUCAAAGACUUGGAAGCGUCAGCUCCCAAUUCUUAUCACAUCUUUUAUUUUUGUUGUUUUCCUUCUAGUAUUUCUAUUUUCCAACAAUACUCAAGAAACCAGUGUAUCAUUUGGACUUCCAAAGCAAAAAUGGAAUAGCUUUGAGCCAUUUGUUCAAACUCAUCCAACCGUAGAGUUCCGAAAUGGUACAAACAUAAUAUGGCAAAUACCUGAUUCUCCUAAAGCUGUUCUCUUCCUGGCUCAUGGAUGCAAUGGCCAAGCUAUUAAUUUUUGGGACAAGUCUCCUCGCUGUCCUAAUUGUGUUGGCUUGCCAGAAGAAAGACUAAUUGUCCUUCAUGCUCUUGCGCGGAAAUUUGCUGUUCUUACCAUAUCAAGUGCAGGAAGGUGCUGGACAUUUGGGGAGGAGAUGAAAAUUGUCAAAAAUAUUAUAAGCUGGUGGGUUCAGAAAAACAAGCUUGAACAUCUAAAUCUUGUGGCUUUGGGGGCCUCUUCUGGUGGUUAUUUUGUUUCUGUGCUUGCAUCGGUAUUGAAGUUCUCUAGUAUUACGCUGAUGAUUGCAGAGGGGAUGUUUGAUCAAAUGGAUGUAAAGGAGAACUAUCCACCCACCCUUUUUGUGCAUAUGCCAAAAGAUGUUUACAGGCAGCGAAAGAUAGAUGAAAACAUGGAAGUUUUAAGGAAUAAAGGAGUUGAUGUUGCAGAGAUUGAAUGCAUGGAAUUCCCCUUGUCACCAAAUUUUUUGGCUGAUAGAAUCCCAGGCAUUGAACAGUCUGUUUCGGCUAAGUUGUUUGAACUGUUCCAGCAUAAGGGCUUCAUCGAUGAAAAUGGAUAUAUGAAGAAUGAUGGGCGAAAAACACGCUGGAAAUCAGCUUUAAGAGAGAAUAAAAUUGUUUUGCCAGAUGAACGUUUAGCUAAUCACAUUCAAGAGGAAUUAAAUCUUGCAUAUGCAUACCAUGAAAUGACUAGCUUGCAUUCAGAUCAGAUCUUUAAGUGGUUUGAAUCUCAUAUGAGCUGACAGAUCGAGUGUCACAUUUUACCUUCUUCUGCCUCAAAACAGGUCUGUUAACUGGCAAUAAAUUGAAUUGUACAGCUUAUUACUUACUUUUACUUGAAGUAUCCUUAUUUUGGGCAGGAAUAUAGAACUUGUACUGUUCAAUUGAGCCAUUCAAUCGAUGAGAAAUCAACCGGUUCACUUGAAAUAAAGGCUAUGCUUAUUCUUUGUAGACCUUGAAGCCAAGAAGGCUGGCAUAGCUGAACAGUUUGCGAUGAAGGAAUAUACAGUGUUAGGUAAACUUAGUUUUCAUUCAAGGAAAAAAGAUUUUUGAGUUGUAUAUAUUUUCCAUUUUGACAAUAUGUAGAGUAUUUUCUGUUUUCAUUAUAAGAUAUUUGAAUGUUUGCUUUGGGUUUUAGACAUGUUAUUCAAAUAUACAAAUCAAUAUAGUGUUUUACUUGAUCU